Molecule: messenger RNA, 1527 nt
Organism: Hirsutella rhossiliensis
Lineage: Eukaryota; Fungi; Ascomycota; Sordariomycetes; Hypocreales; Ophiocordycipitaceae
Product: major facilitator superfamily domain-containing protein
Exons: 8
Coding region: 1-1527 (508 amino acids)
Biological process (GO): transmembrane transport
Cellular component (GO): membrane
Molecular function (GO): transmembrane transporter activity
Source: RefSeq, a predicted model, not a curated record
AUGGCGGUCGCUCACACGCCGCCCAAGGGCGCGUCCAUCGCGACCCUGACCAUCGUAUGCCUCGUCUUCUUCGUCGACAUUGCCAACAUUGGCAUGGCAAACAUUGCCCUGCCCACCAUCCAGACCCAGCUCGGCUAUGACGACGGCUCUCUGCAAUGGGUGCUCACUGCCUAUGCCCUGACGUUUGGAGGCUUCCUCAUGGCCGGCGGUCGACUGGGCGACAUAUUUGGCCACAAGCAUGUCCUGGUAUUCGGCAUGACGCUCUUCAACAUAGCCACGCUCGUCUGCGGUCUCGUCAACCACAGGAUCGGCCUCGUCGUCGGCAGAGCCUUCCAAGGACUUGCGGCCGCAUUCACCAUCCCCUCGGCCCAGUCGCUCGUCGCCCUGUCCUUUCAAGAUCCCCAGGCCCGCGUCAAGGCCUUUGGCGCUUGGGGCGCUGCCGGAUCGACGGGCUUUGUCUUCGGCCCCAUCAUCGGAGGCCUCUUCACCUCGCUGGUCUCCUGGGAAUGGAUCUUCUGGUUCAGCCUCAUCGUCGAAGGCGCCCUCGAAAUCGCCGCCCUCGCCCUCCUCUUCACAAAUGGCCUCCCCGGCCCGUCCCCCUCUCAACCCGACAGUCCCAGCCCCUGGUCCAGGUUGCACAUCCGCCUCGACGUCCUGGGAACCUUCUUCUCCGUCUCCGGCCUGAUACUGCUCGUCUACGGCCUCACCACCGGCAACGUCCACGGCUGGAACAAGCCCGACGUCAUCGCCACCCUCGUCGUCGCCGUCUGCCUGCUCGCCGUCUUUGUCUUCGUCGAGCUCCGCGUCUCGUCGGACCCGAUCCUGCCGCGAUACAUGUUUGACGAUAGAGUCAGGGUCUUGGGCUGUGUCGCUGCCGCCUUGACGUAUGCUGUGUGGCAGGGCAGCAACUAUCUCUUGACGCUUCAGUUGCAAAGCUUUGGCUUCUCGGCCCUCUCCACAGCCGUCCGCUUCCUCCCGCUCGGCAUCACCGCCAUGGUCGUCAACUUUGUCAUCCCCAUGCUGCUCCGACCCGUCGGCUCCCGCAACCUGCUCCUCGCCAGUUGGGCUCUCUGCAUCGCCGGCCUGGUCCUCCUCUGCCGCAUGGCAUCGGCCGACGACUACUGGCGGCUCUGUCUGCCCGGAAUGAUCCUCUACAUUGCCGGCGUCGGCACCGUCUAUUUCGUCGGCAACGUGACCGUCGUUGCCACGGCCUCUGAGCAGCUUCAAGGCACCGUCUCAGGCGUGUACAACAUGUUCUUGAACGUUGGUGGUGCUGUUCUUGGCGUCGCUGUCCUCACCGUCAUCUCCGACUCCGUCACCUCCAACCGUGGCGGCAAACAAGAUCCCGGUGCCCUUCUCGACGGCUACCGCGCCGGCUAUUAUGGCGCCAUUGCCAUGGCAGCCCUCGGUCUUGUCCUUGGUGUCUUCUUCAAGCCCAGCAGGGACAACGGCGAGCCAAGGGACGGGAAUGGCGAGUCUCCUCAGCCGCCCGGGGACGCAGAAGCAGCCCAAGGGCAGAAGGCGUGA